Messenger RNA from Naegleria gruberi, 2166 nucleotides. RefSeq lists its product as uncharacterized. The transcript has 3 exons. Bases 1 to 2166 code for a protein of 721 amino acids. NCBI's taxonomy places the organism in Eukaryota, Heterolobosea, Eutetramitea, Acrasida, Naegleriidae. The record is from RefSeq and is a predicted model, not a curated record.
AUGAAAAGAAAGAACGGAGACGCCUCCAGCACUAACAAAAAACAAGCUACACUCGAUGGCUUUGUUACCUCCAAUCAACAAAAUAGCCAAGAUCAGCAAUCAAGCCAACUCAGUCCAUCCAACGGCCAAAACCUAACACCUAAAUACUCUGCUAAGCAGUUGGAUGAUGAAACUGAUUGGAUAGCAUCUUUAUUCAAUUUUAACAAAGAAGGAUUUGAAAAGGUUUCUUCCAACAUUGUGUAUCCUAAAAUUACCGAAACUCCUACCACUCCUAAAACCAUUCUGAGAAAUGUAACUUGCACUGAGGUCAGCCUUGAACUUCUAAUUUCAAACAUGAUUCCAAACCACUUUUGGCAAAUACUAUUGGACAUAUUAAACACUAACUUGACCAGAGAGAGUACAACUGGAAAAGCAUCUUCACACUCAAAGUAUUACAAUGAUAUUGAUAUCUCUCAGCUUUUCUCUUUUUUGGGAACUGUAAUUAGCUUAGAAAACAACCAUUCAAAGUUGAAUGCCAAUGCCAAAACCAAUUUACAACAGCUUCGUGCAGAAAAGUUGGAUAGCAUGAUUCCUGGUUAUAGAAGAUACUUUUCUUUGAUGAAAUGUUUUGCUCCUUCUGACCAACAAUUUGAAUUGAUUUCAACAGCAUUAAACGAUAUCACUUUAAAUGCUGUUACAAUUGGUUCCAAUUUUGUUGUGGACGAAACAGUGUAUGCAUAUCAGAUUUCCUCAAUCGUUAAAGCAGAGGCUGAACUCUUGCAAUGUCCAAUUCCAGUAGUGUACAUUCCAAGAAAACCAUAUCCAAAUGGACUUAUGUCGUAUAAGUUGUGUGUACUAUUUCCUGGAUGUAGGAAACCUUAUGUUUUAGCCAUCCUUCCUCAAUACAAAGUUCCUAUGGAUUCCCCUCAGGAAGCAAUGUUAAAAUUGUUGAAAAUGGUUCGUGAAUGUACUGAUCAAAACUUGCAUAUUACUGGUGAUGCUGCAUUUGGUUCAUUCACUAUCUUUGAUGAGCUAAUCAAAUUGAAUGUUGUUGGCACUUUCUCUAUUUCAGGUACUGAAAAGUCAUGGAUCUGGGAUUUGUUGAAGAGAACACUCACUCAUGGUAAUUGGAAGGCUGCUGAAUUUAUUUCAAAAUCUGUGAUCGCUUCUAUGCAAAGAAAUCCUCAAUACCAAUCAGACAGAGACAAGAAAUAUCACCAUCUUGUUUCGAAUGCAUUUGAUUUUGAAACCUCACCAAUUUCACUGCCAACCAUUUCAGCAAACUCUUGCAAAUAUUCUACCUCCUUUUUGCAGAAAAAUACGGUGGAAAAAUUGAAAGAAAUUGGAAAGAAGGAACAUAUCAAAUUAAGUAAGCUCACUAAGGAUGAAAUCAUCCAGAAGAUUCAAUUUAUUUGCAACUCCACAAAUGUCAAAUCACUUCAACUACAUGCUUUGCAUUCGUUUGAUCAGAAUCAAUUUAACGCUACCUCUGCUAUCCAUCAUGACCAUUAUAGACGUACUUUUAAUCUUGUCGACAUUCAAGAUAAAUAUUAUUACAAUAAUAUGAGAGCUCAAUUUGAGAAUAACAACAUUACAAUCCAAGGUGGAAUGAAAAAUUCUGGAAAGAGACAAUUAUUUACUUUUAUUUCAUCAAGUACUACUCUUAAUCAUAUUGCAACAUUUGACACAAACACUGUCUUGGUUUCUGAACGGUCUAUAAUGGAGAGAAAACAACAAGAUGUCUCCAUUUCCACAUUUAAAAAGGAAUCUAUUAAUUCUAACUUGAUUUCCUUCUCGUUUGUUGAUAUAUCAACAGUUAACAAUCAAUCAAUUUCCUAUACAUUCCAUUUAAAUUCAACAAGAAAGUUAAAUACCUUAAGAGAAUAUUCAUGUAUUGUUGUGAAGAAUUAUACCCAAAUUCUUAGACAGAAUGAUUGUUCUCUAUCUAUUGAUGGCCACUUAUUAACAUGUAAAUGUACUUCCAUUCAAAAUAAUUCUCAAAUUGCCAUUCUUACUACUGAAUAUUCAGAAGAUACAACUCAAUCGUUAACUACUCAAUCAAUUGGGGUUGUUGUGGUUCCUGUUAUCAUUGUGUUGGUCAAGAGAAAACAAAAGAAACCAAAAGAAGUUGUAAACUCUGUUGAACUACCAACAGCAGUUCAUAAUUUGUGGCUAGAAACAAAAUAG